Molecule: messenger RNA, 2181 nt
Organism: Chrysoperla carnea
Lineage: Eukaryota; Metazoa; Arthropoda; Insecta; Neuroptera; Chrysopidae
Gene: Ids
Product: iduronate 2-sulfatase
Exons: 4
Coding region: 55-1590 (511 amino acids)
Molecular function (GO): iduronate-2-sulfatase activity
Source: RefSeq, a predicted model, not a curated record
UCAGCUGAUUUUGACACAAUUGAAACGUCAAUCUUUGUUGUGUUGUCAUUAUAAAUGCAAAUGUCAGGAAAAUUAUUUAUCAUUUUCUUUAAUUUUAUUUUAUUAUUUUGUAAAGCUGAAUAUAAAACUUUAAGAAAUGUUUUAUUUAUUGUUGUCGAUGAUUUGAGACCAGCUUUAGGUGUUUAUGGUGAUCCAAAUGCGUACACACCGAAUAUCGAUAGACUUGCCAGUAAUUCUAUAUUAUUUACGCACGCUUAUGCACAGCAAGCAUUAUGUGGUCCAAGUCGAAAUUCAUUUUUAACAAGCAGACGACCUGAUACCCUCCACUUAUAUGACUUUGAUGGUUAUUGGAGAGAAAAUGUAGGAAAUUUUACAACACUUCCACAAUACUUUAAAGAACAUGGUUAUAUUACGUAUUCAGUGGGUAAAAUAUUUCAUAAUGGAAGUUGUUCAAAUUGGACCGACGAUUAUCCAUAUAGCUGGUCACAAAAACCAUUUCAUCCAUCGUCACAACAAUAUAUGAAUGCUCCCGUAUGUCCUGAUAAAUUUGGACAUCGAAAAAAUUUAGUGUGUCCAGUUCAUGUAGAAUUUCAACCAGAACAAACAUUACCCGAUUUACAAUCUUUAGAAGAGGCUAAACAAUUUCUAAGGCAGCAGAAAAAUAGUAUUAAUCCAUACUUUUUAGGAGUUGGGUUUCAUAAACCUCACGAACCUUUAAAGUUUCCUAAGAAUUAUCUAGAUUUUCACCCCAUUGAAAAUAUUACUAUUGACUACAAUACAAAUAAACCAUAUGGUUUACCUACUGUCGCUUGGAAUCCAUGGUCCGAUAUUAGGCGACGAGAUGAUAUUGCAGAUUUAAACAUCGAAUUCCCUUAUGGAAAAGUGCCAAUGGAUUGGACUAAAAAAAUAGUACAAAGUUAUAAUGCUGCUGUAACUUAUAUCGACCACUUAAUAGGUGAACUUUUAGACGAAGUUGAUGACAAUACAAUUGUUGCCUUUAUAGGGGAUCAUGGUUGGUCCUUAGGUGAACAUGGUGAAUGGUCUAAAUUUAGUAAUUUCGAUGUAGCAACAAGAGUUCCUUUUAUUUUAAGAGUACCUAAAAGAAAACCACGAGUAAUAAAAACUCCUGUAGAAUUAGUUGAUGUAUUCCCAACUCUAGUUGAUUUGGCGAAAUUAUCACCAACGAUCCCAAAAUGUGAUACAGAAUCCCCAGAAAAUUUGUGUACAGAAGGUGAAAGUUUAGUAAAAUUAAUAUCAAACGAAGAAUUCAUUUCUACAAAAUUUGCAUUUAGUCAGUAUCCAAGACCUACAGAGGAUCCGUCAUUCAAACCAAGUAGUGAUAAACCAAAUUUGAAAGAUAUAAAAUUUAUGGGUUACACCAUGGUGAAUCACGAUUAUCGUUAUACCGAAUGGGUGGAAUUUAAUAAUACUAGCUUUCUACCAAAUUGGGAUCAUUUAGUCGGUGUUGAAUUAUACAACCAUGAAUUUGAUUCAACGGAAAAUAUAAACCUAGCUAAUAAACCUGAAAUGGAGAAUGUUCGUAAACAAUUAAGUGAAAUUCUACGAAAUCAAAAUGAUCGUACCAAAUAAAUUCUUUGCUAAGUCGAGAUAGAAAAAAUUCUGUCCAAAUAAUCAUAAGAAAUACAAACUUUAAUAAAUGUGUACAUGUAUUCCGGCACAUAUUUUUUGAUGGUAGGUUCUACCAUUCAGUAAACUUGUAAGAUGAUUUACCCACGUAAUUUACUCACAAAUUUGCCUCUAACUUUAAUCAGCAUUACAAUAUUUCAGCCGCCAGGCAGAAGCAAGAAAGUGAUUUCUAUGAUUAUUUUAACAGAAUUUAUUCCUACUGCAUAUGGUGGUGGUAAAAGCUAUAUAAAUAUGAAAAGUCUAUAGAAAACAAUUAUAAAUAAAAAGACUAAUAUAAUUUAUUUUUUAAGUACAAAGAUUAGUUAGAAUACAGCUCAAAAUAUCACUUAUAAAAUUUGAAAUACUCAGCGUUACAAUGAUUUAAUAUAGAUAAUAGAAAUAAGUUUUAUUUGGUAUCUAGCGAGUAACUAAAUACGGUCCGAUUUUAACAUAUAGAGAUGGUGGGGUGUAUUUGGUGGUUGAAAAAUAAAUAUUACUUAACGCGUGUUUUAAUCACAGUCAUAUAUACAGUGUGCCCCGGAUAGAGGUAACAAU